AUGGACAACAUCGACAAUGGAUACGAUCGGUUCGCAAAACAUCCUAACGGCUGUAGGAAGAAAGCUUCGAGUUUUAAGAGCACCAAGAGAUGUCGUCAUCCGGAAACUUUUGAGCUAAUACGUAAUUGUGGGGCAGAACCAGAAUUGAAGUCCGAACUAGCAAAAUUUGGCAGAGAGGCGACAAGAGGAGACGCCAAGAAGAGAAAACGAGCGGUGUUGCCUGCGGCUACAGAGGCGGAAAAGGGCAUUCGCUAUACCGUCUGGGCUUCCCAAUCAUCAGACAAAGAUGACUGUCUUGUGAAGUCCGUACGGAGCAAAUAUGGACAGGAUCAAGUUUGA
This is a messenger RNA of Necator americanus (New World hookworm), 339 nucleotides long. RefSeq lists its product as uncharacterized. Bases 1 to 339 code for a protein of 112 amino acids. The transcript has a single exon. NCBI's taxonomy places the organism in Eukaryota, Metazoa, Nematoda, Chromadorea, Rhabditida, Ancylostomatidae. The record is from RefSeq and is a predicted model, not a curated record.